This is a messenger RNA of Naumovozyma castellii, 2847 nucleotides long. It is a transcript of the gene ADE3, whose product is annotated as trifunctional formate-tetrahydrofolate ligase/methenyltetrahydrofolate cyclohydrolase/methylenetetrahydrofolate dehydrogenase ADE3. The transcript has a single exon. The record is from RefSeq and is a predicted model, not a curated record. NCBI's taxonomy places the organism in Eukaryota, Fungi, Ascomycota, Saccharomycetes, Saccharomycetales, Saccharomycetaceae. Bases 1 to 2847 code for a protein of 948 amino acids.
AUGAGUGGCCAGUUGAUUGACGGUAAACAAUGUGCCCAGACAAUCCGUUCCGAGAUUGCUCAAGAAGUGGCUCAAUUGAAAUCUCAGAUCCCAAACUUCCAUCCGCACUUAGCCAUCAUUCAAGUCGGAAACAGACCAGAUUCUGCUACGUAUGUCCGUAUGAAGCGUAAGGCUGCCGAAGAAGCUGACAUUAUUGUCAAUUUCGUUCAUUUGGAUGAAAACGUCUCUCAAGCUGACCUUUUGGAAAAAAUUGUUCUAUUGAACGAAGAUCCUGCUACUCACGGUAUCAUCGUCCAAUUACCACUACCACCUCAUAUUAACGAGGAUAAGGUUACGUCCGCCGUGCAUUCUUCCAAGGAUGUUGACGGGUUUGGUCCUAUGAAUAUUGGUGAAUUGAAUAAGAAGAACGGGACCCCGGAUUUCUUACCAUGCACACCAAAGGGUAUCAUCGAGCUAUUGAAACGUUAUAACGUUACCAUCAGUGGUUCUCGUUCUGUGGUGGUAGGUAGAUCCGAUAUCGUUGGGUCUCCAGUGGCUGAAUUAUUGAAAUCUUUGGAUUCCACAGUUACGAUUACUCAUUCCAAGACCCAUAAUAUCGAACAAUAUUUACAAGAUGCCGAUAUUGUCGUGGUUGCCAUUGGUAAACCGGAAUUUGUUAAGGGGGAAUGGUUCAAGGAUAACAAGAAGGGUUGUGUGGUUAUUGAUGUUGGGACCAAUUACGUCGAAGAUCCAAAUAAGAAAUCUGGGUUUAAAUGCGUGGGUGAUGUUGAAUUUAACGAAGCUUUGAAGUAUGUUAGACUUAUUACUCCCGUCCCAGGUGGAGUGGGCCCUAUGACUGUGGCUAUGCUGAUGCAAAACACUUUAAUUGCCGCUAAGCGUCAAUUGGCUCAUCAUGGUAAACUAGUCGAAUUCGAACCAUUAUCAUUGAAUUUAUUAAAACCUGUCCCAUCUGAUUUCGAAAUUUCUAGAGCUCAAAAACCUAAGGAUAUUUCUCAAGUGGCUUUGGAAGCAGGGAUCUUGCCGUCUGAGUUGGAACCAUAUGGUUCCACAAAAGCUAAAGUCAGCUUAAAAAUUUUAGAUCGUCUUCAACAUAAGGAGAAUGGUAAAUAUGUCGUUGUUACUGGUAUUACUCCAACCCCAUUAGGUGAAGGUAAAUCAACCACUACUGUUGGGCUGGCUCAAGCUCUUGGUGCUCAUUUAAACAAAACCGUCUUUGCAAAUGUUCGUCAACCAUCUCAAGGUCCUACUUUUGGUAUUAAAGGUGGUGCUGCAGGUGGUGGUUAUUCUCAAGUGAUUCCAAUGGAUGAAUUUAAUUUACAUGUCACCGGUGACAUUCAUGCCAUUUCAAUUGCUAAUAACUUGCUAGCAGCUGCUAUUGAUACAAGAAUGUUCCAUGAAUCGACUCAAAAGGAUGGUCCAUUAUAUAAGAGAUUAGUUCCAGCAAAGAAGGGUGAAAGGAAAUUUACCCAAUCUAUGCUAAGAAGAUUGAAAAAACUAGGUAUCGAUAAGACCAAUCCAGAUGAUUUAACUCCAGAAGAAAUUACCAGAUUUGCUCGUCUUGAUAUUGAUCCUGAUACCAUUACAUGGAGACGUGUGGUGGACUGUAAUGACAGAUUCCUAAGAGGUAUUACAGUGGGUGAAGCUCCAACUGAACGUGGUUUCACUAGAAAGACCGGGUUUGAUAUAUCCGUGGCCUCUGAAUGUAUGGCUAUCUUAGCCUUGACUAACUCAUUGUCUGAUAUGAGAGAAAGAUUGGGUGAAAUUGUUAUUGGUGCAUCCAAGGCCGGUGAACCAAUCACCUGUGAAGACAUUGGUUGUGCUGGUGCAAUGACUGCCUUGUUAAAGGAUGCCAUUAAGCCAAAUAUUAUGCAAACUUUGGAAGGUACUCCAGUUUUCGUUCAUGCUGGACCAUUUGCUAACAUUUCCAUUGGGGCCUCGUCCGUUCUAGCUGACAAAAUGGCUUUGAAAUUAGCUGGGGUGGAUGCUGAGUUGCCACAAGCGGAAAAGAAUGAAAGAUCUGGGUACGUGAUCACUGAAGCCGGUUUCGACUUCACUAUGGGUGGUGAGAGAUUCUUAAACAUCAAAUGUCGUUCCUCCGGAUUAGUCCCAGACGUUGUUGUCAUCGUUGCUACUGUGAGAGCUUUGAAAGUACAUGGUGGUGGGCCAGAAGUUAAAGCUGGUGCAGCAUUGCCAAAGGAAUACACCACGGAAAAUGUUGAUAUGUUAAGAAAGGGGUGUGCCAAUUUGGCCAAACAUAUUGCUAAUGCUAAGCAAUAUAACUUGCCUGUUGUAGUUGCCAUCAACAAGAUGUCUUCUGACACUGCAUUGGAACAUGAAGUGAUUAGAGAAGAAUCAUUGAAGGCUGGUGCCUAUGAUGCUAUUGUUUCUAACCAUUGGGAAGAGGGUGGUGCCGGUGCCGUUGACUUGGCCAAUGGUAUUAUUAAGGCUACCCAAGAAACCACCAACGAUGAUUUCCAAUUCUUAUACGAUACCAAGGGUUUAUCUGUGGAACAAAAGAUUGAAAAGAUUGCAGAAAUCAUGUAUGGUGCCAAAGACGUGGAGUUCUUGCCAGAAGCACAAAAGAAGAUUGAAUUGUACACCAAACAAGGUUUCGGUGAUUUGCCCAUUUGUAUUGCAAAGACACAAUAUUCUUUGUCACAUGAUGCUGCAUUGAAAGGUGUCCCCACAGGAUUUACUUUCCCAAUAAGAGAUGUUAGAGCAUCCAUUGGUGCAGGCUACUUAUAUGCCCUUGCCGCUGAGAUCCAAACCAUCCCAGGGUUACCCACUCACUGUGGGUUCAUGAACAUUGAAGUAAAUGACGACGGAGAGAUCGAAGGUAUGUUUUAG